GCCUCGCCCGGAAGCGAGCACGGCCGGAGCCACAUAGCGGGAGCGACGCAGGCUCCAUGUUGGGCGGCUUCGGUCGCGGCGCCGGGGGCGGGGCGGCCGUGACAAGAUGGCGGCGCCCAGGCGGCCGCGUGAGGACGGGGAGGAUGUGGCGGCGGCUGGAGGCGCUUCGCUGGAGGCGAAGCGGCCCCGGGGGCAACGGCGGCUCCUGGUGGUGCUGGAGGGGGCGAGUUUGGAGACUGUGAAGGUAGGGAAGACGUUCGAGCUCCUCAACUGUGACAAGCAUAAGGCGCUGCUGCUGCGGAACGGCCGGGAUCCCGGCGAGGUGCGGCCCGACAUCACCCACCAGAGUCUCCUGAUGCUUAUGGACAGCCCGCUGAAUCGCGCUGGUCUCCUGCAGGUUUAUAUCCACACCCAGAAGAACGUCCUAAUUGAAGUCAAUCCCCAAACCAGAAUCCCCAGAACUUUUGACCGGUUCUGUGGUCUCAUGGUCCAGUUGCUGCACAAGCUCAGUGUCCGAGCAGCUGACGGGCCUCAGAAGCUGCUGAAGGUGAUUAAAAACCCCGUCAGCGACCACCUCCCCGUGGGCUGCAUGAAGAUUGGUACCUCUUUUGCAGCUCCGAAGGUGUCGGAUCUACGGGAACUGGUUCCUGCAGCGGAGCCGGUUGCCGUGGUCGUGGGGGCUUUUGCGCACGGCUCGGUCAAUGUUGAUUAUACAGAAAAGAUGAUUUCCAUCAGCAACUACCCCCUCUCUGCUGCCCUGACAUGUGCUAAAAUUACUACUGCAUUUGAGGAAGCCUGGGGAGUAGUAUGAGCCUCUGCUGCUACUGUGGAUUCUCAACAGCCACUCCACAUUCUGGAAACGCUCUUUUGCUUAGGUGUGGACCUGGUGCACCUUUGGGUAUCUGGAAGGGGAAAGGAUUUGAUUUUUGUCCUUGUAACUUCCGGAGCAAUCGGACUUUUAAUGGACUAUUCCUCCUAAGCCUUUUUUGUCCUAUUAAAGGUCGCUUUUGAUAAGA
This is a messenger RNA of Colius striatus (speckled mousebird), 1016 nucleotides long. RefSeq names its product EMG1 N1-specific pseudouridine methyltransferase (gene EMG1). Gene Ontology annotation, cellular component: small-subunit processome; nucleolus. NCBI's taxonomy places the organism in Eukaryota, Metazoa, Chordata, Aves, Coliiformes, Coliidae. The record is from RefSeq and is a predicted model, not a curated record. Gene Ontology annotation, molecular function: rRNA binding; rRNA (pseudouridine) methyltransferase activity. Gene Ontology annotation, biological process: rRNA base methylation. The transcript is spliced from 6 exons. The coding region runs from base 107 to 811 and encodes 234 amino acids.